GAUCAGACCAAUGAGAGAUCUUUGAGAACUCUGUAGAGUUCUAGAAAAUCUCAUCUAGUAGUUCAGAGUUGUUCUUCUAGUAGCAAAUCAGAAUUUCUUCAUUUUGUUAUAAUAUGAUUCAGAUGGAAAGUACCCGUUUCCUUAAGAAAUUUACUGAUCUGGUUCACUACGACAAAAUACAUAAUUCCAUUCCAUUCCUGGUAAUAACUAUCCUAGUGUUAUUGUCUUUAUCGAAUCUAUGCUUGGUAGUUAUAUACGAGGAGAAUAAUGUAGAAAAACGCUAUAGAGCGAUACAAUUUAUUGUCACUAUUAUAUGCAUGAUUAAAAGUACAUUAGAACGCAGUUUAAUACCUGAAAAUGAGAUGAAAAUGAUAGAAUUGAUCGAAGGAAGCCUCAUGGAUGAUUGCAUGAGAGUGAGAUUUGGAGAAACUAAUAAAUGGAAGAGGAUCUGUGAGAAUUAUGAGACAAAAAAAGAAUACAUGGAUAAACUUUUCAACAGAAUGUAUAUCAUCCUUAUGUUUGUAUAUGUGUCAAUAAUUGGAAGAAAUGUAUUGAAUGAAUUAUUGGGAGGAAAGUCAUAUGAAACAUCAUUCAAGGAUUGGCCAACACCUGUUGUAUACUGGUGUCCUCCAGGUUAUGAUAGUAUCAUUUUCUUUCUUAUCGUAGAGGUCAUACAGUGUGCAGUGAUGUAUGUCAUGUUAAUAGAAGGCUUUUGUCAAAAUUUCGCCACAUGUUUGGCAACAAAUAGAGUUCUCACUGAUUUCGAAACAAUUUACAUUCUACUUGAGAGCCUGAAUGAUGACUUCCCAGAAUCUGAGCUCGUAAAUGAUAAUUUCAGAAAAAAUCAAUACAUCCAGAAUGGCAGUCAAUUUGAGAAAAAUCUCAGAGUUGAUUUAGCAGUGUUAGUGAAAAGUCAUCAGACCUUAAACAGCAACUUCAAAACUUAUUCAGAUUAUUCAGCUUACGGGACUGUUGCAUUAACGUUUGUUAUUUAUUAUGACACUGUCAUCAGUAUCUACACUGUCAUGAAGGCUAAUAAUAUAAAGAUAAUGGUGAACUUUGCUGUGGCUUGUAUUUUCAUCAAUUUGAUCAUACUAUUCUGUUAUCACCAUGGACAGAAAAUUGUCAAUCAGAACGAUAGAUUCCGUCAAAGCCUGACUGAAGUUGCAUGGAUAGACAAGCCAAAGUGGUUCAGAAGUGCAUUGUGUAUCAUGAUGGGACGAGCUAACAUUGAUAAUGAGUUGAAGCCCUAUGGUGUCUACAUAUUGAACCAUGAGUCAUUUAAAAAUAUUAUAAAAGCCGCAUUUUCGUUUGGAAAUAUAAUCUAUUCUGUCAAAUCAAAUUCAGUGUAGGCCAGUAGACCUAAUAUGUUAUAUUGGAGUAGGCCGACAACAGAGAAAGUGAAGUUAUAAUAAAUGAUAAAUAUCUGAGAGAAUAUGUUGUCAUUUUUCCACAUUUGAUGUUUUGAAAAUAGAUAAAAUUAAACAUAUUAAAUAGAAAAAUGUUAA
This is a messenger RNA of Nilaparvata lugens (brown planthopper), 1508 nucleotides long. RefSeq lists its product as uncharacterized. Lineage: Eukaryota; Metazoa; Arthropoda; Insecta; Hemiptera; Delphacidae. Gene Ontology annotation, cellular component: plasma membrane. Gene Ontology annotation, biological process: sensory perception of smell; detection of chemical stimulus involved in sensory perception of smell. Gene Ontology annotation, molecular function: odorant binding; olfactory receptor activity. Bases 114 to 1352 code for a protein of 412 amino acids. The transcript is spliced from 6 exons. The record is from RefSeq and is a predicted model, not a curated record.